AUGUCGCCUUGUAUUGAAUUGCAUGUGUCUGGAUUUAUUUGCAGCUUCUUUCUGUUGGUGCGGUGGUUUCAUCAGUCGUGGUCGUGCAACACCGCCCAGCAAGAGGGACAUUCACUUGCUGUCACGAAAUCACCUCAGACCGAACCGGAAGCAAGCCACCUCUCAACUUCAGAGCUCUUGACCUUCCCCGCCAAUCCACGUCGCUUUCCACCCAAAACUCGCCCAGGAUCUUGGGUCCCGCCAAAAUUCCCGUUGACAAGCUUCUUUCUUUCUUCCUUCGGCCCUGCUCCCCCACCGCCGCCGUUGAUCGCUUUUCAUACCGAUCGCAGUCCUCCUUCCCCUGCUUUUCCUAAUACAGCCAGGACCUAG
Messenger RNA from Neurospora tetrasperma FGSC 2508, 369 nucleotides. RefSeq lists its product as uncharacterized. Lineage: Eukaryota; Fungi; Ascomycota; Sordariomycetes; Sordariales; Sordariaceae. The transcript has 2 exons. The record is from RefSeq and is a predicted model, not a curated record. The coding region runs from base 1 to 369 and encodes 122 amino acids.